UAGUCUUUAGCACGAGAUUCCAAGCCGGUGAGAGACUGACAGAUUACUUAGCUUAAACAACUUUUAUUGUUUCCCACAAUUUAAUGAAAAUGGAAAGAGUUGGUUAAAGGAAAGGAUGUAAGCAUCCUAAUUCCCAAAGCAAAAAAGCAGAGAGUCCUGAACACCCUGGUAAAAGACAACAUGCCACGUGGAGAUACACAACUGGCUGAAGCUUUUGAACUGGUUUUUUAAAGGUACAAUGCCACUUUCAUGGCUUAUUUUAAUACAAAGAAAAAAAGAAAAAAUAAGACUUCAUUGCUUUAACAAUAUAUUCGGGCGAAGUUUGCUCCCCUCCAUUAUCCCAUAACAAAAAGCAAAAACACAGAUUUCUUUGUUGCAUGUUUCCGUGUCAAAACUAAGAACUUAUUUUCUUCGUUUGUUUUUUUUUCUUCUUUUCCUUCUGUUAUGCCUUAUCGGCUUCCAUGUCCUGUCUUUGUUUUAUAGAGUGAUAAAGAGAGUUUUGCAUGCUUUUGGGGUCUUAACAGAAACCAAGAAAAGAGAUCUUUUUUCUACAUGUUUUUGGUAUUUCAAGAGAGAAAAUCAAAAGGAAGAUAAAAAAAAUUUAAAGGAUUUGAAAAGAUGUUGCAAAGAGCUGCUAGCAAUGCAUAUUCAUGGUGGUGGGCUAGUCAUAUCAGGACAAAGCAGUCCAAAUGGAUGGAACAAAACCUUCAAGAUAUGGAGGAAAAGAUAGCGGCUGUGCUUAAACUUAUUGAAGAAGAUGGAGACUCCUUUGCCAAGAGAGCAGAAAUGUACUACAAAAAGAGGCCAGAACUGAUCUAUUUUGUCGAAGAAUUUUACAGAGCUUACCGUGCCUUAGCUGAUCGGUAUGAUCACAUAUCAACAGAGCUACAAAAUGCAAACAACACAAUUGCUUCUGUUUGUCCUGAGCAAGUCCAGUAUGCAAUAGAUGAUGAAGACCAAUAUGGCUCACCGAGAUUCCCAAAGAAGCCUUCAGAAAACUCGCAAGGCAAUAUCCCCAAGAUUCCGGAGCUUCCCGUCAAAGAUUUGAAGGGUUUAAUAACAUCAGCCACGAAGAAAAUGCAACAUAAGAAACCAACAAAAGCCACUACCGUUGCAGUUCCUAAAUCUGGUUUGACCAAGGCUGAGGGACUGAAGGAGAUUGAUAGGCUUCAGAAACGAAUCCUGGCAUUGCAGACUGAAAAAGAGUUCUCUAAGGGCUCUUAUGAAAGUGGGCUGGCUAAGUACUGGGAAAUUGAUAAUAAGAUCAAAGAAAUGCAAGAGAAAGUUUGCAGUUUGGAAGAUGAAUUUGGUGUAGGUGGGGUUAUUGAAGAUGAUGAGGCUCGAAAUGUGAUGGCUGCAACAGCUCUAAAUUCAUGCAAAGAGACAUUGGCUCAGCUGCAGGAGAAACAGGAGACAUUAGUCAUGGAAGCAGAAGUGGAGCAGAAAAGGAUCAAGGAAGCCAGGGAGAAGCUGGACACCCUCAAGAACAAGUUUCUCUUGAAUGAAGUCAAUCGGGAAAAACCAUCUUCAGGAGAUGAAUCAGGAAUAGCAGCAGCAAAGUCUAAAAGGUUAGAAGAAGCGGGUGAUACUAGCCAAAAGAGAAAGGACAUGGAGUCCUCGAGGGAGAAGAUCAAGGAGCAGUUUGAGGUUGGCCUUGGUGAAUCUUUGACUGUGACAGAGAUGGCGGAGAAGAUUGAUGAACUUGUGAACAAGGUGAUCAACUUGGAAACUGCUGUCUCAUCUCAGACAGCUCUUAUCCAGAGACUAAGAACAGAGACUGAUGAGCUGCAGACACAGAUUAAGACGUUAGAAGAUGAUAAAGCCACACUGAUUGAUGGUAAAAAUGAUUUGAGGAACAAGCUAAGGGAGAUGGAGGAGAAGUUGCAUGAGAUUCAGGAUUUGAACCAGAGUGUUGAAGACCAAAACAAUAAUCUCCAUACUCAUUUUACCGAAGCACAUGGUAAUCUUGAUCACCUUUCAGAGAAAGUACAUAGUACGAUGCCAGAUGAGGAACUCCAAAGAGAGAAGAGCUCUUCUGUGGAAGUCAAAUCAUCAAAGGAGAAGGAGAUCAAAGACAGUGACAAGAUGCCGGAGAAGGUGAAAGCAAGCAAGGAGUUUGAGGUUGCUGAUGCAUCAGAAAGAAAGAACUCUCUAGCUGAAGUCCAAUCUCAAAAAGAGUCUGCAGAAAAAGUUAGAAGGAAUCUGGAUGCAAGUGAUGGCUGCAAAACUCAGAAGAGUGCAAAACAAGAGAUGGUCGUGGUCUCAGGUUCGGUACAGAAAGAAGAGGACUCGCUGUUUAAAGUUGAAUCGCCAAAAGAGUCAAAAGAGAAGGGAGAAAAACUUGAUCACGAUUAUGGUUUUACAAAGGGUGGGGAUGCGAAAUUAGAAGGGAGGGAGGAUCCGAAAGAGCAUGAUUCCGUUACAACUUCUACAAAUGAAGGAGGUGUUAGCCACGAAACUUCUAAGCCUUCAGAGAAAUGUGAAAACCUGAUAGCAGAGGACAAAGUUGAUGAGCGAGCUUCUUCACAGACAGUGGACACUCCUAUGAAAGUUGAAUCAAAAGAACAGGAAAGAGGGGAAGAGGAUGAGCCAGACUGGAAGCAGUUGUUCUUGAAAGGAAUGGAAGACAGAGAGAAGAAUCUAUUGAUGGAAUAUACUACAAUGCUUCGGAACUACAAGGAUACCAAGAAGAAGCUCAUGGAAUUAGAAGCAAAUAACCAGAAUGGCAUGUUUGAGACAAUGUUGCAGCUAAAGGAACUGAAGAGCAGUAAUUCCCUGAAAGAUGAAGAGAUUCGGUCCUUACGUGAGAAACUAAGCCUUUUUCAAACAGGCCUGGGUGAAAACAACAAUACUGAUCAAUAUGUUGAAACUAGAGUAAGUUCUGAGAAAUCAAUAGUUACUGUAACCUCAACAACUCCGCCACCAGAGAAAGAAGUAAAAGAAGACAUUGGAGUGAUGCUAAUUGACCAGUCUCAACCUACUUCAGCAAUUGAAGAGAAGUUCCGGAUGAACAUUGAUGAACUGCUAGAAGAGAACUUGGAUUUCUGGUUCAGAUUCAGCACUGCAUUCCAUGAGGUACAGAAAUUUGAAAAUGGAGUGAAAGAUUUAAUGGCUGAGGUAUCAGAACUUGAGGAAAGACAAAAGCAAGGUGGAAGUAGCCCUUCAAAAUAUUCACUAAAAUCAGAUGUGCGACCGUUAUACAAACACCUGAGAGAAGUACAGAAUGAAUUGACUGUCUGGGUGGAAAAAAGUGUACUACUAAAAGAAGAACUGAAGAACCGAUUUUCAUCUUUGUGUGAGAUUCAAGAAGAAAUAACAAAGGCUUUGAAAGCAAGUGCUGAAGAUGAUGAUUUUAAGUUCACAAGUUACCAAGCAGCGAAAUUCCAAGGUGAGGUUUUGAACAUGAAACAAGAGAAUAACAAAGUUGCAGAUGAACUGCAAGCUGGUUUAGAUCAUGUAACAACACUACAGCUUGAAGUUGAGAGGACUCUGGCAAAGCUGACCGAAGAUUGGGGACUUUCUGGAUCUAAGAGCCGUCAUAGUGGCCAGCUCCAGCACUCAGAUAGUCGGUCUGGAGUUCCUUUGAGUUCAUUUAUCUUUGGUGUCAAACCAAAGAAGCAAAAGACAUCGAUUUUUUCCUGCGUACACCCUGUACUGCAUCGGAAGUACAAUGGUUUAAGAUCAGGAACUAGUAGCAAUAGGUAAAAAGCUUGGUUGCUUG
This is a messenger RNA of Durio zibethinus, 3721 nucleotides long. Its product is annotated as protein NETWORKED 2D-like. The record is from RefSeq and is a predicted model, not a curated record. Gene Ontology annotation, molecular function: actin binding. Lineage: Eukaryota; Viridiplantae; Streptophyta; Magnoliopsida; Malvales; Malvaceae.